Penicillium lagena is the source of this 1767-nucleotide messenger RNA. RefSeq names its product AFG1/ZapE family ATPase. Gene Ontology annotation, molecular function: ATP hydrolysis activity; ATP binding. Bases 1 to 1767 code for a protein of 588 amino acids. Gene Ontology annotation, cellular component: mitochondrion; cytoplasm. The transcript is spliced from 4 exons. The record is from RefSeq and is a predicted model, not a curated record. NCBI's taxonomy places the organism in Eukaryota, Fungi, Ascomycota, Eurotiomycetes, Eurotiales, Aspergillaceae. Gene Ontology annotation, biological process: protein quality control for misfolded or incompletely synthesized proteins.
AUGAGCAGGCCGUCCGCUAAGCUCUGCGCCGACUGCCUCCCCGGGGCGCUGCGGUCGUCUUCGCCACGGGGCGUGCGUCCGGCUGUGACGCUGCAAAGUGCGGCAGCUCGCGAACGGCCAUAUUCCACCGACUGGAGGAGGGCUGUGCAAGUUGAGAACACGCGCUGGAGACAACCUUCUUCCUCUGGUUCGGUGGUCGGGUGUGGUGUCUCGUCGCCACCACUUGUUGCGACGCGCGCACCACUGCUGCGAGGGAGGGGGUUGGCUACCGUUCGCGCGGAUGCUGCUACGGAGGUGGAGACUGUCACGAAAAAGGAGACUGCGGCUGCGCAGCCGACGGAUGGGCCGUUGAAAGAGUAUGAGAUUCGUGUGCAGGAGGGGAGAUUGCGGGAUGAUUCGUAUCAGAGAGGCAUCGUCGAGAGUCUACAGUCCCUAUUCGAAGCUCUGAAAGGAUACCACGCCCCCAAAGUCAUCCACCCCAGCGUCGAGUCCCUGGACCUGCAAGCAAAGAAGUCAUUCUUCGGUUCGUUGUUCAACCGCGGCAACGCAGCCAAGGCCGCCGCACGCUCCGUCCCCGAGAACCUGCCCAAGGGACUGUACAUGUAUGGCGAUGUGGGGUGUGGCAAGACCAUGCUGAUGGACCUGUUGUUUGACACGCUCCCACCAAACAUCACGGCCAAAACGCGGAUUCAUUUCCAUAAUUUCAUGCAGGAUGUCCAUAAGCGUAUGCAUGUUGUCAAAAUGCAGUAUGGGAAUGACUUUGACGCGCUGCCGAUGGUUGCGGCGGAUAUUGCGGAGACGGCGAGCGUGCUUUGCUUUGAUGAGUUCCAGUGUACGGAUGUUGCUGAUGCCAUGAUCUUGCGGAGACUUCUCGAAUCCCUCAUGUCCCACGGCGUGGUCCUCGUCACAACAUCCAACCGCCACCCGGACGACCUGUACAAAAACGGCAUCCAGCGCGAAUCCUUCAUUCCCUGCAUCAACCUCCUCAAAUCCUCUUUGAACGUCAUAAACCUCAACUCGCCAACAGACUACCGCAAGAUCCCCCGCCCACCCGCAGCGGUAUAUCACCACCCCCUAGGCGAGGACGCGGAGCGCCACGCGAAGAAAUGGUUUGAUUUCCUGGGCGAUCCGAUCAAUGACCCUCCACACCCGGCUACGCAGCAUGUUUGGGGACGGAAUAUCCAGGUUCCGUUGGCGAGCGGUAAGGCUGCGCAGUUUACCUUUCAGCAGCUGAUCGGGGCUGCUACUGGCGCAGCAGAUUAUCUGGAGUUGGUGCGCCAUUACGAUGCGUUUAUUGUUACGGAUGUACCGUCUAUGAGCCAUAACCAGCGUGAUCUAGCUAGACGGUUCAUUACUUUCAUUGACGCGGUCUAUGAAAGCAGGGCAAAACUAGUCCUAACAACCGAAGUCCCUCUCUCAAACAUCUUCCUCUCCAAUACCGACGUCAAGAACUCCCUGAAGGGCAAGGACAAGGGCGAUGGCAAUAACGCCGACGACGACCACUCUGACAUCUCAGACGCAAUGCGCAACCUCAUGGAUGACCUGGGCAUGUCUGUACAAGCACUCAAGAAUUCCUCUAUCUUCAGCGGCGACGAGGAACGCUUCGCUUUUGCGCGGGCGUUGUCCCGUCUGUCCGAGAUGGGGAGUCGGGAGUGGGUUGAGCGUGGUGUGGCUGUUCCUGGUGGUGGGGUGAGUGAGAGUGAGUCUAUGGAGGAGAGGAAGGCGUGGAUGAAGACUAGGUCGCAUUGGAGUGAGGAUAAUAUGUGA